Beauveria bassiana ARSEF 2860 is the source of this 2211-nucleotide messenger RNA. RefSeq names its product Zn(II)2Cys6 transcriptional activator. Bases 1 to 2211 code for a protein of 736 amino acids. NCBI's taxonomy places the organism in Eukaryota, Fungi, Ascomycota, Sordariomycetes, Hypocreales, Cordycipitaceae. Gene Ontology annotation, biological process: DNA-templated transcription; regulation of DNA-templated transcription. The transcript is spliced from 3 exons. The record is from RefSeq and is a predicted model, not a curated record. Gene Ontology annotation, molecular function: DNA-binding transcription factor activity, RNA polymerase II-specific; zinc ion binding; transcription cis-regulatory region binding. Gene Ontology annotation, cellular component: nucleus.
AUGGACGGAUCCUCUGUCGUUCGCGGGGGAUCCGCCGCUCAGAGCCCGACAAGCCCGGCCAGCUCCCGACACGGCAACGGCGGCCCCAAGCGCAAGAGAAGCACAGGAGUGCCCGCCCACCUCGAGAGCAGCCCAGGCAGCGGCAACGAGGAUGAGCUUGGCGAUCCCGACAAGAAGCGCCAGCCCGGCGUCAAGCGAGCCUGCAACGAGUGUCGCCAGCAAAAGCUCCGCUGCAAUGUCGUACAGGACCCCUUCCAGAGCUGCUCUCGCUGCAUCCGCCUCAAGCUCGAAUGCAAGAUCGAGUCCAACUUCAAGCGCGUAGGCAAGCGCUCCAAGCAUGCCGAGAUGGAAAAGGAAAUUGAUCGACUCCGACGGAACUUGAAUCGUGCCCAAGCCCAAGGAUACUCAAUGGACGACGGCGACGAAGUUGCCUCGCCUGCUACCACCACUCCAAAUUAUAAUCAUACCCGCCAUCCCUCUCUCAUCUCCGACGAAGCUGUCAAUUCCCUUCUUCAUCUCAAGCGCGGAGGUGGCAGCUACGGCUUGCCGCAUUACUCCCAUGAGCUCGAGACCGUCCGCUUAACUGACGAGCACGUCACACACCUCUUCAACGAGUUCUUCGCCUUCUACCACCCCUUCCUCCCAUUCUUGAAUCCUGCCCAGCCUCCCGACCAGUACUUCCAAUACCACCCACUCUUAUUCUGGUCCAUCAUUGCUGUCGCUGCCCGACGAUUUAGCCCAGAAGGCUCCCCGGAUCUGAUCAAGAAUCUGUCUGACCCAUUGACUCGAUUCCUAUGGACCACCAUCGGCGAGGUCCCGAGCAACUAUCAUGUUGUAAAGGCAAUGUGUUUAUUGUGCGCAUGGCCUCUGCCCACCAGCACCACGUCUUCAGAUCCUACUCACAUCCUGUGCGGUGUCAUGAUGAAGACGGCCACUGGCAUUGGCCUACACCGUCCAAACAAUAUCCAAGACUUUUCUCGAACCUCGGUCGAGCUCAACAGGGAACAACUAUCAGAUCGUGUCACAACCUGGGCCGUCUGCAACAUUGUCGCCCAAAAUGUCGGCACGGGCUACGGCCAACCCGCCUCGACUCUCUACGACUGGACCUUGGCUUUGCGCCCCGGAGACGACGCCGCCUUUCGCUUGACCCCCGAACUCGAAGCCCGCUUACAGAUUGAGCGUUUCUGCGACAAGGUGUCCAAGGAAAUGUACAGCAAUGCGAGUGAUCCUAGAGGCGUUGCAGGUGACGAGCAUCGCGCCAUGUUGAUGCGCGUCUACCGUCGAGACUACGCCGAGCUUCAUGCCUCGGUCAUGUCUCAGAAUCUCGGUCCCAUUGUUGGCCUUCAUUUGCGAGCAGCUGGACUGCACAUGCGAUUGGCCGGUUUCUUCGACUCGAGCAAAACUCCAGGCUACAUGGACGACCUCGUAGGCCUCUGGCGCGCGACGACCAGCUUCCUUGAUGAACUUUUGGAAGCUGACAAGGUUACGUCGCCGCGCGAUAAUUUCCACGGUACAUUUCUUCUCUACGCGACCAAUUUCAUCCAACAAAUGCUGGUCGCUGCCGCUUUUACUGUUCUCAAGCUCAUGCGAUCAUUCUUCGCCAAGACGAUUGAUUUCCAUCGUGGCCGCCACCUUUUCCAUCUUUCUAUUCGUGCCAUCCGACAGACCAGCGUUGUCAACAAUGAUCUCCAAUGGCGUUUGGCCGAACUAAUGGUACAGAUGUGGAAUGGUGCGCGCUUGGACAGCAGUAACCCGGCUUUCAACCGCGAGGACGAGACACCGAUUCAGAUGGACGAUAGCCUGCAGCUCAAGGUCCGUUGCCGUCACAGUAUGAGUCUGGUUUUCGACUCUGUCUGGAGAUGGCGAGAGGAAUACCAAGCAAAUGGGCGCGGCUCCUUGGAGGGUGCCGCCAUGAAGAACCCGACCAACCCAGAUUCCGCCAACGAGUCCUCGGCCACCUCUUCUCAGCUCGACAGCACGCUCAUGACUAUACCUACGCCCGCGCCCAACAUGCUCACUACGACUGCUGCUCUGACGCCAGGCGCGACAGGCCUUUCGGCGGCGACGCCUGUGACUUCCAACCCAAUGAUUGGUGGUGGUGGUGUCAACUACGGCGACGCCAACUUUGACUUUUUCGAUCCUCAGCAUUGGAUGCUGGACGGCCUUUUGGAUUUCAACUAUUCAUUUGUGCCUCCUCUUGAAGGUGCUUAG